This is a messenger RNA of Leptopilina heterotoma, 1361 nucleotides long. Its product is annotated as aminoacylase-1-like. Gene Ontology annotation, cellular component: cytoplasm. Gene Ontology annotation, molecular function: aminoacylase activity. Gene Ontology annotation, biological process: amino acid metabolic process. The record is from RefSeq and is a predicted model, not a curated record. NCBI's taxonomy places the organism in Eukaryota, Metazoa, Arthropoda, Insecta, Hymenoptera, Figitidae. The transcript has 6 exons. The coding region runs from base 33 to 1298 and encodes 421 amino acids.
AGAAAUUUGCCAGUUUUUGUUUUUUAGAAGAAAUGUGGGCGCAGUUAGAGAAACUACAGUUCCUUGUUUUAUUUUUAUUCAUCAUUUUUAAAAAUGUUGAGAGUUGUACAUUCGAUUUGGAGAAAUUGGCUGUUGAAAAUUUUCGGAAUUACCUUCGAAUUCCUUCAGUUCAACCGAAUGUUAAUUACACAAAAUGCGUCAACUUUUUAAAAAGACAAGCAGAAUCUUUGGAUCUGCCGAUAAAAAUAGUUGAAACUGAUCCUGGAAAACCUCAUGUUAUAAUCACAUGGAAAGGAACAGAACCUGAAUUACCUUCAAUUUUACUGAGCGGUCAUAUGGACGUCGUUCCAGUAAAUCGUGAAAAAUGGAUUUACCCCCCAUUUUCGGCCCACAUGGAUGAAAAUGGCAACAUUUACGCCCGAGGUGCUCAAGAUAUGAAGAGUGUCAGUAUCCAGCACAUCGAAGCUGUGCGACGAUUAAAAUUAAAUGGAAUUCGAUUGAGGAGAACAGUUCACAUUCUUUUCGAGCCUGACGAAGAAAUUGGAGGCGUUGGUAUGCAGGCAUUUGUAAAGACUGGCGAGUUUAAAAAUUUAAACGUCGGCUUUGCAUUAGACGAGGGUGGAAUUAAUGAUGGCAGGGAAAUUAUUGUCAAUUAUGCAGAAAAAUCUCGAUAUCGAAUGUGGGUGCAUUGUCCAGGUGAAGCUGGCCACGGUUCCUCGCUUUUAAAUAACACCUCAGCUGAAAAAUUACGAGUCAUCAUUGAUCGAUUCAUGGAUUACAGGGCAUCCGAAAAGGACAAAUUGAAGGAUCCAAAAGUCAAAAACGGAAAUAUUACGUCCAUUAAUUUAACAAUGUUAAAAGGUGGACUGCAAGUUAACGUAGUUCCCGACGUAUUGUCUGCUGCUUUCGACAUAAGAAUUCCGCCUGAUAUGGAAGUGUUCAAAAAAUUUGACAAAAUGAUACACACUUGGUUUGAUGAAAUUGGGUGUAAGGUGGAAUAUAUUCAAAAAAAUAACAGUAUUCCUGUGAAGGGGACAAAAGUUGAUGAGAGUAAUAUUUAUUGGGUUGCUUUCAAGAAGGCCUGCGAUGAUUUUAAAGUCGAUUUGGAUGUUUCAAUCGCUGCCUGGGGUACAGAUGCAAAUUACCUACGAACUCUUGGAAUUCCUGCUUUGGGAUUUUCACCAAUCAACAACACACGUCCGUUGCUGCACGCUGAUAACGAAUAUUUAAAUAAGGACAUCUUUCUCAAGGGGAUUAAAAUAUUUAUGAAAAUUGUAACUGCUGUCGCAAACGCCUAGAAAUUAUACUAUUUUUAUUAUUUAUAAAAUAAUAGCUUUAACAUAAUUAUAAUAUAAAUAACA